This is a messenger RNA of Danio rerio (zebrafish), 3330 nucleotides long. The record is from RefSeq and is a predicted model, not a curated record. Lineage: Eukaryota; Metazoa; Chordata; Actinopteri; Cypriniformes; Danionidae.
CUUAUAAAGUGCUGUGCGCGGUGCGUCACAUGACGCGUGCGUGAUGACGUCACAUCGUCGGGCAGUAUCAACACAACAGCGCGACGGCGAGCGGGUCAGAACCGACGCAGGCUGGCGGACAGAUCGUAUUUACAUCGGUUCUACAUCAGUCUCUGUAUUGUAAGCAUCGCUGCUGUGUUAUCAUGUGUUAAUGUCGCAUUUAAAGCGGUUGUAAACGUCAUCACGAGCUUAACGCGACGCGAUCAGCCCGUACAUUAACAUAUAUGCGUAUUAAUGUGCUGAUUAUACCGACACAGCCGGACUGCACACACUCUGAGUUCUCAGGCUGAUGCCGGCUCCAGGAUGCUGUGGUGGUGCUGUGGUUCCGUGCUUCGGCUGGUCCUGAUGCUGGUGUUCUUGUUCUGCUGUCCGGCUGUGAGCUCCACCAAUGACGUCGUCCCAGCUCAAUUUGACGUCACGUAUUUCGACACGGUGACCAGCGAGAAACAGACCAUCUACUCCUACAACCACACCGUCUCCAGAAACAAGACGGAGGGUGUGCGGGUGUCGGUGGAGCUGCAGUCUGAGAGCGCACUGAGCCCCAUUCUGUUCGUGGUGCGGCAGAAACAGGCCGUUCUGUCCUUCCAGGUGCCUCUCAUCCUUAGAGGACUGUAUCAGAGGAAGUAUCAGUACACACAGGUGAGCCGGACGCUCUGUCAGCCGCCUACUAAAGCCAUGUCGGAGACGCAGUUCUUCUAUGUGGACGUGUCGACGCUGGCCAGCAGCGGGAUCAGCUAUCAGCUGCGCGUCAGUCGAGUCGACAGCUUUACUCUGCAGACUGACAAGAAAUUCAGCUUCAACGCCACACCGUCUCAACCACAGUUCUUCAAGUAUGUGUUCCCUGAGGGUGUGGACACAGUGAUCGUGAAGGUGAACUCACAGAAGAACUUCCCCUGCUCAGUCAUGUCCAUACAGGACAUCCAGUGCCCAGUGUAUGAUCUGGAUAAUAAUGUGGCCUUUAUUGGGAUGUAUCAGACUAUGACCACCAGAUCCGCCAUCACAGUGCAGAGGAAGGAUUUCCCCAGUAACAGCUUCUAUGUGGUGGUGGUGGUGAAGACUGAAGACGAGGCGUGUGGAGGACCGCUCCGGUUCUACCCCCUGCUGCCCGAUGAGCUGCUGGACGCUGGGAAUCGCAGUAAGACUCUGGAUGUGAUUGUUUCUCCUGCCAUCAACUCGGAGGUGUAUGUGAUGGGGAUGCUCUUCUGCUUGGGGAUCUUCCUGUCCUUCUACCUGCUGACGUUCCUCGUGGCGUGUCUGGAGAAUAAGAGGAUGAACAGGAAGAGGGAGGGGCUUCUGAACCCUGACACCUCACCUGCAGAGACAGCGUCUCUCUUGGGAAAGGCUCCUGUGUCUCCUUAUGAAUACGGCUCAUUUGCUGAUAACGGCAGCACACUGAGCUCUGAGGCCGUCACUGACAGCCUGACAUCAACUGAUGGAAACUAUGGAUACAUGGGGUCGGAGACUUUUAAGCGACGCCUAGUAACAGCACAUCAUGUAGCCAUCCGCUUUGAGCGUUCGCUAGAGAGCAUCUCCCGCAGCCGGCAGGAGUCUCUGAGCUCUGUGGAGGAGGACGACUACGACACACUCGCCGACAUCGACUCCGACAAGAACAUCGUUCGCACAAAGAAGUUCCUGUGUGUGUCUGAUCUCGCUCGUAAAGACAAACGCAUCCUCAGCAAGAAAUACCAGAUCUACUUCUGGAACAUCGCCACGAUCGCAGUGUUCUACGCUCUGCCGGUCAUCCAGCUGGUCAUCACCUAUCAGACGGUUGUGAACGUCACAGGAAACCAGGACAUCUGCUAUUACAACUUCCUGUGUGCACACCCUCUCGGGGCUCUAAGCUCCUUCAAUAAUAUCCUGAGUAAUCUGGGUUAUGUGCUGCUGGGUCUGCUGUUCCUGCUGAUCGUCCUGCAGAGGGAUAUUCUGCACAACCGCGCGCUGGAGCGCAACGACAACACGGCGCUGGAGUGUGGUAUCCCCAAGCACUUCGGCCUGUAUUAUGCGAUGGGCACAGCUCUGAUGAUGGAGGGGCUGCUGAGCGCCUGCUACCACGUCUGCCCAAACUACACCAACUUCCAAUUCGACACGUCCUUCAUGUAUAUGAUCGCUGGAUUGUGUAUGCUGAAGCUGUAUCAGAAGAGACACCCGGACAUCAACGCCAGCGCAUACUCCGCCUACGCCUGCCUGGCUGCGGUCAUAUUCUUCUCUGUGCUGGGGGUGGUGUUUGGUAAAGGGAACAUGGCCUUCUGGAUUGUGUUUUCUGUCAUUCACAUUCUGGCCACGAUGCUGCUGAGCACACAACUCUACUACAUGGGCCGCUGGAGACUGGACUCUGGCAUCAUGCGCAGGAUGUUGUAUGUGAUCUACACAGACUGUAUCCGCCAGUGCAGUGGACCAAUGUACAUUGAUCGGAUGGUUCUGCUGGUGAUGGGGAACAUUGUGAACUGGUCACUGGCGGCGUACGGACUCAUCAAUCGCCCCAAUGACUUCGCCUCGUACCUGUUGGCCAUCGCCAUCUGUAACCUGCUGCUGUAUUUCGCCUUCUACAUCAUAAUGAAGCUGCGCAGUGGCGAGCGGAUCCAGUGUCUGGCGCUGGUGUGUGUGCUCUUCACCGCUGUGGUUUGGGGUUUCGCUCUGUUCUUCUUCUUUCAAGGUCUCAGCACAUGGCAGAAAACUCCCGCUGAAUCUCGAGAGCACAACCGCGAGUGUAUCCUGCUGUCCUUCUUCGACGAUCACGAUAUCUGGCACUUCCUGUCCUCCAUCGCCAUGUUUGGGUCCUUCCUGGUUCUGCUCACUAUGGACGACGACCUCGACUCAGUUCAAAGAGACAAAAUAUACGUCUUCUGAUGGACGGAGCCAAUCACAGAGCAGCACAGGGGCUGUCAGCCAAUGAGAAGCCUCGCUGCCUGAAUGUAUUUUCCUGCCAGUCAGAGACUGUGUGGGUGGAGCCUCACUCUGAUAGGACAGUGAAUGUGCCAGUCAAACUGCCAGAGCUCCUCCCCUCCUCGCGAGGUUAACGGUUAAUGUAACGUGUUAAUCGCUUCAGUCCUGCCCUGCAAAUCUCAAUGCAUCUUUGUGACGGUGGAGUCGAUGUUUUUCUUUGCGUUUGUGUCCGUCUGUGGCCUUCCGUGUCUGUGGUUUUGGACCGUGUUGGUAAAUCCGAGCCGAGCUGCUUCACUGAUCUCAUGAUGAUGACGAAAUCAACUUUGCACUGUCUUAAACAAUUACAGAAGUCCUGUUUUUACACAAGCAAGUGGAAUGAUUACUGAAUAAAGCAUUUUUACGAUUGUU